AUGUGGGCGAAGGUAAUUUCACCUUCGCCGUCAGUGUGUUGUUUGAAACACGGAUGAUACAGUCGUCGUUGAAAACUUGUUUCAAUUAGUAACGGUAUACAAUAAUGGCUGGCGGGAAGAAAUCAGACAAGUGGAAAGCUGGUGGUGGAAAGAAAGGAAAAGGCACAAAAGGAGAGGGUAAGAAAAAGGGUGGCAAAAAGAAGGCCAAACCCAAGUUGAGCGAAGAUGCCAAGAACAGGCAACAAGAGCAACGUGCUGCGGUGGAGGAAGAAAGGAGAAGGAUGAGAGAAGAAUUAAUCAAUUCUUUUCUCAGGCACAAACUUCUGAAAGAGCAGAACUUGACUCGUCUUAAUCAAAGUAAAUUGAUUGAGAAAUGGAGGCAUGUCCUUCGAGAUGCGAAAAGCCAGGAACUUUCCAGGGAAUUGGAAUUAAUGAAAUUGGAUUUUGACAAGCGCUACAGCGAGAAUAUCACAGAAAUUAACCGGCUGAUGGAAUCUCUGCUUCAAAAUGGAUUGGAUUUCGUUCAACUUUGCAACAUUCAAAAACUAGAAACAGACAGAACUUUUGAUGAGCAUGUCUCCAGACUGAACAUACUGGCAAAUGUUUAUCAACAGGAAAGUAAUUUAUUCAAAGCGACGAUAGUGACAGACUAUACUUCGGCCAUGACUUGUCACCAGCAAGAGAAGCGUUCCCUGCUCUCGACUAUCAGCACUCUGCAAUCUCAUUAUCGCGAAAGCUACACAGCUCAGAAAGCCAAUUUCCAAAUCCGUAAAGAUGAUAUCAUUAAUCAGGGAUUGGAAGAAGAGCAGACAAUCUGCCAGAACCUGGAGCGCCGCUUAGAGCACAGCUGGCAGCAAUUACACGAAAAUUGCGUCGAUAGUGGCGAGUUGGACGAACAACGCUGGGCCUUGUACUCGCUAUUGCGUAGGAGGGAUCAAAUCGCCUACGAGCAGCAGCGCAUCGCCGAAAUUCGUCUCGAAAAGCUCGCCAAGGCUGUCAACCAAAUCCAGGAGAAGCGCAACUGUCACGAGCAAGGCGCACAGGAAUUGAUGGAGCGCCGCAACGAGCUGCACGAGAGGCGGGAGCGCUGGCGACUCCGAUUGCUCAAACAACAGCAGCAGCACGCCGAGAGACUCAAAGCCGUGGCGGCCAACUCCAGCGACGCCGCCGAGCACCUCGAGCAGCUCGUCAAGCAAGGCGUGUUGAUUCUGCGAUCGGCCCAGCGCUGCCGACUACUGAAAGCGGAUCAUCGGCCAUCCAGCUCCUCCUCUUCCGAUUCGCCCCCGGCCAAUUGUUUGCUGUCGGAACCGUUUCAACACUUUUGGACGAGAUUCAAUCAGGCUUACCUUGAAACAGUCCUAUUACAACGUCACCAGGCGGCAAUUGUCCGCGGUCGAACGGCCGAAACGGCCAGACUCAAAAAGGAGGUCAACAUCCCCACGUGCUGGAGUUUGAAUGGCACGACUUUGCCUAUUCAUCCGGAGAAAUAAUGUUUUGAAGAUGAGACUCGGCUGGAAGAAGAAAAGAGAUCGAACGUUGAUCUCAAAUUGCUGCUGCUGCUGUUGCGUGUUCCCGUCCGCCUUUCGUGAUUCCUGCGUAUAACCAUUAGUUUGCGUGCACUAAUAAGCCCAAUUCAACUAACUAUAACUCGCAGGUAUAUUUAUAUAGAUACAGGGUAAACUAUGCACACGCCGGUAGCGUACGCAAUCAUUCCGGGGGUGCGCCAGAUGUCAAUAUCCAUUAUGCGCGCUAGGGCAAGUAGUGCACAGCAACGUGAUCGCGAGUGUUUAUAGUUAGCGACAGUGAUGCCACAAACUGUUACCUUCCACUUUUCAAGAUCGAUUCCUCCGACGCUCCGACGCCCCGGUUGUGUUAUGGGAGGAGCGCGCAAGCUAAUUUUCCUUCCAGAUAUUGUUUCACGAAAAAAAUGUAUUUACUUAUUUCUAUUUAUUUUGGGGGGGUUUCCCCUAUGGCUCCUUGAUGGGGGGGAAUCAAUACGUGUUGUAUUCAAUCUAUAGUUUCCCGACUUUUAAAAACUUGGGGUACAGCGUGGUGGGUGUGUGGGUGCGACUCAAGGGAUUUCAAGUCUAAGAAGAUUGUCACCUUUUUUUGAUAUUCUCAUUUAGAUUGAAGUCUGAAAAUGCCCCGUGUCAUUUUCUCCGGAGUCUUAAGGGCUGAAAAGACACUGUCAAUGUGCGUAAAUAUAUCGUUCGUGAUUCUUUCAUGACUCCGUCGCUAUAUGUUGUAUACCUUAUCUAAUACCUUUUAUCCAUACCAUCUAACUACGCAGUAUAGUGUGUGUGUGUGUUGUCGGCGCCCUGCUGUAUAGUAUAUGUAGAUCUGAAUCUCUUUUUCCUCUGUAAACCUUUUUUUAUCGUGAUAUUAUCCGGAUUCCUCCCCUUUUUCGCCUUUUUUUUUUUAAAUUGUCGUUGUGAAAAUUCUCUGACAUAAAAAAAAAGGUUUCGUUUUCGUAGAAAAGUAAACCUGGAAAUAUAA
This is a messenger RNA of Daphnia pulex (common water flea), 2496 nucleotides long. RefSeq names its product dynein regulatory complex subunit 2-like. NCBI's taxonomy places the organism in Eukaryota, Metazoa, Arthropoda, Branchiopoda, Diplostraca, Daphniidae. Gene Ontology annotation, biological process: cilium-dependent cell motility; axonemal dynein complex assembly; regulation of cilium movement. The record is from RefSeq and is a predicted model, not a curated record. The transcript is spliced from 7 exons. The coding region runs from base 105 to 1490 and encodes 461 amino acids. Gene Ontology annotation, cellular component: axoneme; axonemal dynein complex.